Molecule: messenger RNA, 1618 nt
Organism: Acinonyx jubatus (cheetah)
Lineage: Eukaryota; Metazoa; Chordata; Mammalia; Carnivora; Felidae
Gene: PDCD5
Product: programmed cell death 5
Exons: 6
Coding region: 103-480 (125 amino acids)
Cellular component (GO): nucleus; cytosol
Molecular function (GO): DNA binding
Source: RefSeq, a predicted model, not a curated record
CUGCGGGCGCCUGCGCAGUGGGGAGGGUCGCCCUCGCGCCCGGGCGCCGCUGGAGAGUCCUCGGAGCUUGGCUGCGGCUGCUGGACUCAGAACCGCCGCACCAUGGCGGAGGAGGAGCUGGAGGCGCUGAGGAAGCAGAGGCUGGCGGAGCUGCAGGCGAAGCACGGGGAUCCUGGCGAUGCAGCACAACAGGAAGCAAAGCACAGGGAAGCAGAAAUGAGAAACAGUAUCUUAGCCCAAGUCCUGGAUCAGUCAGCCCGGGCCCGCCUAAGUAACUUAGCGCUUGUAAAGCCUGAAAAAACUAAAGCAGUAGAGAAUUACCUCAUACAGAUGGCAAGAUACGGGCAACUAAGUGGGAAGGUAUCAGAACAAGGUUUAAUAGAAAUCCUUGAAAAAGUAAGCCAACAAACAGAAAAGAAAACCACAGUUAAAUUCAACAGAAGAAAAGUCAUGGACUCUGAUGAAGAGGAUGAUUAUUGAGUUUAAGAUGUUUAGAGACUGGAACUUAAUGGAACAGUUCUAGGACAGAUAACACUUGGUGGAAGUAAAGAUCUGAUUGUUUACUUUGUUUAUUGUCUAUAUGCCUUUUAAAAAAAUAAACUUGUUAUGCAAAAUAAAACAAUUUGGGCAAAGUUUUUUUUGUACCAUAGCCGAAUGAACAGAUCUGCGUUUGGAAUUUUUUCUUUCAUACCAAAAGUUUAUAAACGUGUAGCAGCAUGAAUAUAUUCUUUGUAACUGUGACAUUAGUGUUAGGAAAGUGGCCUUUGCAGAAAUAGACGCUGGCUUACUCUUCAGUAAGAAGGAAAUAGCAUCCAGUAACAUGGUAGUUAAAACCCAUGGAUUGAGAGGAAUCAACUUUUAAUGUUUAACAUCUAAUAUUUCCAAAAUCUAGGUUCUGAAACCAGGUACACUAUUCUUCCUGAACAUAAUCUGUAUGUUUAAGGUAAGGAAAUUCCUUGCUUUGGUUUCAUUUAUAACCUACUUUUCAGAGGCACUGAGACUAUAUUAUCUUAACAAAUAUUACCCCAAUCCAAGACAGUGGUACUUGCAUUGCAGAAAAUUACCAAAAUAACUAGGAGACACUGAUAGUAAUACUGGAACGAUAACCAACAUGUUGGAAACAAAGUAAGUGCCUUCUAACUUUAGUAGUUAAACAUUUUGGUAGAAUUGUUGGAGUUCUUCACCGAUAAAACUGCAGGUAAUUUAAAGCACAUGUCAUCUAUUGUGCUUUCCUCCCACUAGAUUUUGAAACCUUUACUCAUAAAUUUACUUCUCAAGUGAGCUCUUCGGUGUAACCUUUUAGAGGCCUCAGCCCAGGAGUAAGUUCAGAACAUUUAAUAUGAAGGGAAUAGGAUUGGUGACAGGAAAGUAACAGGAAAAAUGGUUUAGAAUCCCAGUCUCUCUAAUGAGCAUACUGCUGAUCUAUAUCUAAACUGUGUAUUUGAGAUGUUACUCAUUUGGGGACUUGAAAUUUGGAACUGUGGCCAAGAAAGUCCGCGUUGGAGCAUCUAGCAUUCCUGAAUAAACAAACUAAUGAGUAGAACUUUUAACAUCAAAAAUUUUUAAAAGGAACAGAAUUAGAGUCAAAUACAAGUUUUGCUCAGGGAUUUUGGGGGGG